Molecule: messenger RNA, 2580 nt
Organism: Aureobasidium musti
Lineage: Eukaryota; Fungi; Ascomycota; Dothideomycetes; Dothideales; Saccotheciaceae
Source: the annotation of a GenBank genome assembly
AUGCCUUCCAUUGCCGACAACGCGUCCAUCUUCUCGGGCGUCUCGGCUGCCCCUUCCCGAUUCGGUGCCUCGCGACAGCCUCAGUUUACUCUCGACACCUUCUCUAGCCAGGAUUUCAUAGUCAAGGACUUUAUCGAAGCUCUUUCAGACGCUGCAAUCCCUCCGAGUCGCCGUACUAGUCCCAACGCUGUCGCCUUUGAUCCUAAACCCUUGAUUCGUACCUUCGAACAGGCCCUGAACAGACUCAAGCUCUUGAGUGAGGACCUCGAGUUGCAAGAGAAUGAAUUGUCCGCCGGUGUGAGGAGAGCAGAAGCUGUGCACAAUACGAAUGUCCAAGCUAGAGAAAGGGAACUCGAACGUGCAGUUGACUCAUUCCACCGCCUAGAAAGGAGCCUGGACAAUGGCGAUCAAGGAGGAAAUGCUGCCGUGAGGAUAGGCGAGAGGCUGGACGAGUUGGAUCGCCAGAGUCAGCGCGCUCAAGACGCCAAGUUCAUAUUACAGUGCUGGAUUGACGUGAGCGAGCGUCGUGAUCUGUCUAGUCUCGAUGAUGUCAGGAGACUUCAAGGUGGUGAGGGAAAGUUGCGCUGCGCUCAUAUUGCUCGUCAGUUGCUCAAGAUCAGCCAAAGACUGGAUUCAUCAAACUCGCUAUCCAAUGGUGAUGGCGUUAACGGCAACGAUACGCCCACUGAGCUGAUUGAGAAGUUCCUCGAAUCGCUGGAGAAGGAUCUUUUGAAACAGUUUGACGACUUCUACAGACGUCAGAACUUUGACGGCAUGAGAGAAUGUGCCGUCGCCCUGAAAGACUUUGGCGAUGGUGCUAGUGUCAUGGGUCUCUUCGUCAAUCAACAUCAGUUCUUUAUCGAUCGCAGCCAGCUUAUUACUGAAGAUCUAGCUGCUGAUCCAGAAACUUGGGAACGUCUUGCCGACCCAGAUACAGAACCGCCAGGUGUUGAGCCUAGUUUGCAGAGUUUGGUAGAUGAGGUGAAGCUUGUCGUUCAAGAAGAGAGCUUUAUCAUCAAANAAGCAUUCCCCUUCCACGAAGAAGUAUUGGUACGCUUCUUACAGAGAAUCUUUCAACAAUCUAUUCAACAAAAACUUGAGAUGGUGCUCGACAAGGCGGAUUCCAUUUCUUCACUAGCUUUUCUUCGAUCAUUGCAAGCCAGCAGAAGCUAUAUCUCUGCCCUGGUUGAAGACUUGAAGGCGCACGGGUUGACCGAACACCCAGAACCUGCUUCUGCGCAGACUGCCGCUGUGCUUGACCAACAACUCGAAGACUUGUUCGUGCCAUACUUCUCUGGCUCGUCAUACAUUGAGCGCGAAAAGAGAAGCUUGGAAGAGCUUUACUCCUCUCUCCUGUUCAAAUUCACAACCUACCACACGCGCCGACGAAAGAUGCCCACAUCAUAUCUCGGCUCCCUGUCAGCGCGCAGCAGAGAACUAAUCUCCUCAACACGCGACACAUAUCUUGAAAGACUCGAGAACUCGGACAUUCCAGCUUCUCAAAAGUCCACUCUUCUACGAAUCGCUGGUCUCAAUGCUACAGCCAGUCAUACUCAGAACAGAAAUGACGUAGAUGUAUCAGAGGAAGACGGUGCACUAAGCCUACCAUUCAUUAAACGCAUGCUCAAAUGGCUGGCCGAGAGUGUAGGCCGCGGACUUGAACUGGCUAACGGCCACGAAACUCCCAAAGACGUGCGUGAACUGCUAAACCUGCUCAUCGCAAACAUGGGCGAGAUAUACCUAGAGACAGCGCUGGACGCAGUCACUGAAUCAGCCACAGCAGCCGAGAGCAGCACAAAGACAGAACCAGAUUUCGGCCACCUUGUCGAUCUCCGCAGCGCAGUUAGCAUCCUCCACCUGCUGCUUGCCACCAUACAGACCCUGCUGCUUCCUCUAGCAGCUAGCAACCUCACCAUCCGCCGCGACCUCGACAAAACAACAAAUUCCUUCAUCGACCGCUGCGAAUCAAAAAUAGAUACCAUCCUUCAAAAGACCAUCGACGCCACCUUAUCAUAUUCCACGCGUAUUUUAUCCCAACAGAAGAAAACAGACUUCCGCCCUCGCGAUGACGCUCUGCUCCAACUAGACCAACUCCAAACACCCACCUGCCUUUCCCUCUUCACCUUCCUCUCCAAAGUCCACAGCAGAGCAGAAACAGCACUCAGCGGCAAAGUGCUCGACAACUUUGUCUUGGAACUGGCUUUGGGCAUUCGCGCCCUGCUCCUUUCCCAUUUCCGCAGUUAUCCUGUAUCUCUCACCGGCGGUUUGAUCGUCUCCAAAGACAUGGCCAAAUACAUUGAACUCUUAAAAUCGUGGAAGACGUUGCCAAAACCGUUUAUCGAGAGUUUGGAAGUGCUGACCGAGAUUGCGAAUUUGUUUGUUAUUGGGCCCGAGGCGUUGAGGGAUAGGAUGAAGGGCUUGGAUGGUGCUGUUGUUGAUAAAUCUACUGCUGGUGCUGGAAGUGCAAAUGGAAAUGUUGGUGCAGGCAGUGGCGGUAUUGAAAAGGCGGAUCUGAAGCCGUUUAUUCUUAUGAGAGAGGAUGCGAGGAGUAUUGGUGUGCAGAGUGUUUUGGGUUUGUAG